Molecule: messenger RNA, 712 nt
Organism: Aphanomyces invadans
Lineage: Eukaryota; Oomycota; Saprolegniomycetes; Saprolegniales; Verrucalvaceae
Exons: 1
Coding region: 28-672 (214 amino acids)
Source: RefSeq, a predicted model, not a curated record
AGAUUCUCGACGCCAGUCAAAGACGCGAUGGGGGCUGGGACUCUGUCCAAGCCGGCCGGAGAGGCGGAGGGCACCGACGUCGACUUUGACACAAUCAACAAGUAUUUGGCAUCGGAAAUUGCUGCGAUUGUCACCGGGUUUGGGGCGGCGUACGAGCCGUACGGGCCCAAGAUCAUCGAGAACGGCAUCGACGGCCAUCUCCUCUCGGCGCUCGGGAUCGACGAAGUGACGUCGAUUGUCGAAACACUCGGGGUCACGAACGCGAUCCACGCCAAGAAGAUCGCGUUGUUCUUCAAAUCGUUUAAGGAAAAGCAACUUGGCGUGGCACUGCCGGUCACUUCACCCAAACUCGCCGCGCCAUCGCCGUCGUCGCGGUCCAUGAGUAGCCGAAAAGUCCGACGAACGUCCAUCGGACACUCUGUCGACAAGCAAGAAACUAGCGAGGAAGCGCUUGCCGCGCUUCGAGCUUCCCUGGCCAUCGAUAGUUCCAUCCAGUCCACCCCUGUUGCCGGUUCAACUGCCAACCCCCCAGUCGCUACUUCAGCUUUAUCAACUCCCGAGCAGCGCGACAACUGUUCUGCACCAGUCCAACCAAAUAUCCCGUUAGUCGAUGUAGCGACACCAGUGCCAGGGAGUGCCAUUGAGCCUGCAGCUACCAUUGCCCCAGCUUGAGCGCCGACUGGCUUUAACUUACAAUGUCCUUCCACCCGCA